GCCCACCGAAAUUGGCCAUCCAUGGGAAUGAUUAAUGAACAAAUACAACUCACCUUCUAAAGGUGAGAACAUGUAAACCAAAUUCAACCUUUGGCAAGUUCAUUCGCUACAACAGAAGAAAUCGAAUUUCUGUAAUAAGAGAGACAAAAAUGGGAAUUCUAAGCGCAAUUACUGGUCAAAAAAAUAACUCCAUCAACAACAACAUCAGCCAAUCUAUAUUGAUUCCUGCUCCUCUUGAACCCCAUCAAAUUAAAGCUGAAUGUGCUCGAGAGGCAACUCGAGCUGGAUUUAAAGCGGCAGCAAUUGCUUCUGUUAUUGCUACUGUUACCGUGAUAGGUGGUUGUCGAGUCAACCCAUGGGCAAAGGCCAACCUUAAUUAUAGUGCACAGGCACUCCUUAUAUCUGCAGCAACCAUUUCUUCUUACUUCAUUACCGCUGACAAAACUAUUCUGGAAUGUGCUACAAGACAUGCAAAAUAUGAUGCUUCCAAAUAUGAAUAAUUGAGCUUGCGUCACAAAUUGCUAUCAGAUUCUCCAAGUGAAAACAUCCUGUAUGAAGUAAUCUGAUUAAGCAUGUUUUGUGAUGAUACCAUCGUAAACUAGAAGUUUAUUGUGAAGGAUAAAAUUGGCCUGUCAAUACCAGCCUUUGUUGUAAAGUUUAGUUAAACUACAGAAGAUGAUUUUUGAUGUUAUUUUGCUAGGCAUGCCUAUCGUGUUGUUGCUGGGAUUGGUAAUGCUUUUUUGUUUUGGCAGCAAAAGCCUCUGUACACAAUUGACGAUUAUAAUUUGGUGUACUGCUCAAGACUUGAGUUGAUCAAAAUGUAACUUCUCCCAUAUACUUCAUUCUUUGUCAGUCGCAACAUUUGAAGUUUCAUGUUUGCCAAUGCACAUUUUUUCAGUGUAAAAAUGUUGUUACUAAAAAGAACAGAUGUAGUAUAUAUACUAUUAUACAUUAUUCUGCAACAUGAUUACUUCCA
Messenger RNA from Chenopodium quinoa (quinoa), 976 nucleotides. RefSeq names its product early nodulin-93-like. NCBI's taxonomy places the organism in Eukaryota, Viridiplantae, Streptophyta, Magnoliopsida, Caryophyllales, Amaranthaceae. The transcript is spliced from 4 exons. Bases 150 to 500 code for a protein of 116 amino acids. The record is from RefSeq and is a predicted model, not a curated record.